Messenger RNA from Alternaria burnsii, 417 nucleotides. Its product is annotated as nad-binding protein. Gene Ontology annotation, molecular function: oxidoreductase activity. NCBI's taxonomy places the organism in Eukaryota, Fungi, Ascomycota, Dothideomycetes, Pleosporales, Pleosporaceae. The transcript has a single exon. Bases 1 to 417 code for a protein of 138 amino acids. The record is from RefSeq and is a predicted model, not a curated record.
AUGUUCGACAUCAAUGUUCGCGCACCACUAUUUUUGAUCAAGGCUGUGGUUCUACAUCUUCGUAAGCCGGGCAGAAUCAUCAACGUACCAUCCAUUGGUUCGCGCGCCGGCCCACCCAACCUUUCCGUCUAUGCCACGUCGAAAGCAGCCGUCGAAGGCUUGACAAGAAGUCUUGCACAUGAGCUGGGAGAUGAGGGCCAUACUGUUGGCUGUGUUUCUCCACAACCGGUAGAGUCAGACGUGCUGGAAAACCUGCCAGAAGAAUCGAGAGAUUAUGUGUUGAAAGGUACGGCGGUAGAGCAUCGUGUACGAACUGCAAAUGAUAUCGCGCAGGUUGUAUGCUGGAUAGCAAGUGAAGACUCAAAGUGGAUCUCGGGACAAACAAUAUCGGCUUCAGGUGGUUUCGUGAUGUUGUAG